AUGUCGUACAUCCAAGAUAUCAAGACAACACUUACGAAGCUAGGAGUGUAUGUGGAUCAACUUGAAAACGACAUAGAAGAAAGAGACCGGUUGGUUCAUGUACUUUUACUUUCGCCAUCAAGUAAUGACAAUAAUGAUAUGAUAAAUUUGAUGAUUAACUUGGAAAAGUACUUUACAUACCUACAAGACGAUCUUUUACGAAAACGUAACAUCAGAGAUGAAAGCAUCUUACAGGAAUUCAAGUCCCUUGUUAAAAGAUAUGAACAGGCCUUGGAAUAUUUUAUAACUGAUGCAACUAUUGAUAUUAGUGAAUAUAAAUUUGUUAGUAAGGAACUCUCAUUAACCAAGCCUGAAGCAAUAGAAACCAGUAUCAUUGAGCCAAGUUCGAAAUCGGUUAGGUUUCAAGAUGAAGUGGAAUAUCAAGAAAGUCGUAGUGAUUUAAUGGGGACUCGAACUUUUAACAAUGUUUAUAGUGAUUCAGAGUCAUUUGAUAAUACUAAUAACCAACAAUUAUUUGCACAACAUCAACAAGCACUACUACAACAAGAUGAAGACUUGGACAUAUUGCAUGAAUCUGUUAGACGACAACAUUCCAUGGGAGUAGUAAUAAAUGAAGAAUUAGAUGAUCAUCUUAUCAUAUUGAAUGAUCUCGAACGGGGGGUUGAUCAAUCCCAGCUCCGACUAGGAUCAGCUGGGAAUAGACUAAGAAGCUUCCGUCAAAAGUGUAAGGAGAAUGGAAGUAUGAUCACAAUUGUGGUAUUAACCAUUAUUCUUGUACUUUUAUUAGUAGUAUUGAAUUAA
This is a messenger RNA of Lizanozyma spartinae, 801 nucleotides long. It is a transcript of the gene SYN8, whose product is annotated as syntaxin. The record is from RefSeq and is a predicted model, not a curated record. The coding region runs from base 1 to 801 and encodes 266 amino acids. The transcript has a single exon. Lineage: Eukaryota; Fungi; Ascomycota; Pichiomycetes; Serinales; Debaryomycetaceae.